AUGGGCCGGGGCCCGGGGCUCUGUGGAGCCGGCGGCGGCCUGGGCUCUCCAGGAAGGGAGAGAGAAAUGCCUGUGCACUUCAGUCUCCUUUCCCCUCCCCUCCGCCCCUGUGGCCGGUUCAUUGUGUUCUCUCUCCCCAUCUUUUUCCAAUUACCUACAUCGUCACCCUUCUUCCGACCUCGGUUCCCUGUUUCUAACUCCAAUUUCUCACUUAAGCCUCAGUUACUCAGGCUCCUUUCUCCCUUGUCCGGCCGGAGACUUCACACACCAGCAACACUUAAUAGUCUCUUUCACGUAAGGUCUCCCAUCUUUCCCCUCUCCCGCAUCCCGUUUUGAAGUGAUGGCAGCCAGAAAGCCUUCCUAUUGCAUUUACCUGCAGCUUCCACCUGUCCCCAAAGCUCGGCACAGAUCAAGUCAGCCACACCCACGCUGAGAACGACCGCUAGGCGGGGAACACCUUGUGCCAAAGUGGUGUAUUUCUCUCUAGUCUUGUUCUUUAGUCUGGAUAUUUGUUACUCUCCAUCACUAUACUUUACAAAGGUAUGUUUUGGUUGCAUGAAAAGGAAGAGUUAGAAAUGAGCCAAAGACCAUUCGCAGGUAAGGAGAAAAUUUUAGAAACAGACAUUUAGAAUUAAAUGAAGAGAAACUGAGAAUGCUAAGAAGGUUAGAUUUUUCAAAGCAGUUUGAGAUCUUUUGUGAUCUGAUGAAGUGGAGAUUAUUUACCCUAUACAGAUUGACAUUUUGGGAGACAGUUUCAUGAUGCUUGACUCAGUCUUGGAGUAAUGUGAGCAGAAGUUCUCAAACUUGCGUAUCGUAUCAACUGGAAGCAGCGGUGUAUCUUAGUGUUCACUUAAAUCAGAACUUGUAGAAGAAAAAGAAUGGGAGUCUGGUUAAAUAAGAAUGACUAUGUCAGAGACUUGAAAAGGGUCCUUCUCUGUUUUCUAAUAAUGUAUAUGGCCAUUUUAGUGGGCACAGAUCAGGAUUUUUACGGUUUACUUGGAGUAUCCAAAACCGCAAGCAGUAGAGAAAUAAGACAAGCUUUCAAGAAAUUGGCAUUGAAGCUGCAUCCUGAUAAAAACCCGAAUAACCCAAACGCACAUAGUGAUUUUUUAAAAAUAAAUAGAGCAUAUGAAGUACUCAAAGAUGAAGAUCUGCGGAAAAAGUAUGACAAAUACGGAGAAAAGGGACUUGCAGAUAAUCAAGAAGGAGGCCAGUAUGAAAGCUGGAAUUAUUAUCGUUAUGAUUUUGGUAUUUAUGAUGACGAUCCUGAAAUCAUAACAUUGGAUAGAAGAGAAUUUGAUGCUGCUGUUAAUUCUGGAGAACUGUGGUUUGUGAACUUUUACUCCCCAGGAUGUUCACACUGCCAUGAUUUAGCUCCCACAUGGAGAGACUUUGCUAAAGAAGUGGAUGGAUUACUUCGAAUUGGUGCUGUUAACUGUGGUGAUGAUAGAAUGCUUUGCCGAAUGAAAGGAGUCAACAGUUAUCCCAGCCUCUUCAUUUUUAGGUCUGGAAUGGCUGCAGUGAAAUAUCAUGGUGACAGAUCAAAGGAAAGUUUAGUGAGUUUCGCCAUGCAGCAUGUCAGAAGCACCGUGACAGAAUUAUGGACAGGAAAUUUUGUUAACUCCAUACAAACUGCUUUUGCUGCUGGUGUUGGCUGGCUGAUCACUUUUUGUUCCAAAGGAGGAGACUGUUUGACUUCACAGACACGACUCAGGCUCAGUGGCAUGUUGGAUGGUCUCGUUAAUGUAGGAUGGAUGGACUGUGCCACCCAGGACAACCUUUGUAAAAGUUUGGAUAUUACAACAAGUACUACUGCCUAUUUUCCUCCUGGAGCCACUUUAAAUGACAAAGAGAAAAGCAGUGUUUUGUUCCUUAAUUCAUUGGAUGCUAAAGAAAUAUAUUUGGAAAUAAUGCAUAAUCUCCCAGAUUUUGAACUGCUUUCGGCAAACACACUAGAGGAUCGGUUGGCUCAUCAUCGGUGGCUCAUAUUUUUUAGUUUUGGAAAACAUGAAAAUUCAAAUGAUCCUGAGUUGAAGAAACUAAAAACUCUACUUAAAAAUGAACAUAUACAAGUUGGCAAGUUUGACUGUUCCUCUGCACCAGACAUCUGUAGUAAUCUGUAUGUGUUUCAGCCAUGUCUAGCAGUAUUUAAAGGACAAGGAACCAAAGAAUAUGAAAUUCAUCAUGGAAAGAAGAUUCUAUAUGAUAUACUUGCCUUUGCCAAAGAAAGUGUUAAUUCUCACGUUACCACACUUGGACCUCAAAAUUUUCCUGCCAAUGACAAGGAACCGUGGCUUGUUGAUUUUUUUGCCCCAUGGUGUCCACCAUGUCGAGCUUUAUUGCCAGAGUUACGAAAAGCAUCAAAGCAUCUUUACGGUCAGCUUAAGUUUGGUACGCUGGAUUGUACAGUUCACGAGGGACUCUGUAACAUGUAUAACAUUCAGGCUUAUCCAACAACAGUGGUUUUCAACCAGUCCAAUGUUCAUGAAUAUGAAGGACAUCACUCUGCUGAACAGAUCUUGGAAUUCAUAGAGGAUCUUAUGAAUCCUUCAGUGAUCUCUCUGACACCCACAACUUUCAAUGAACUAGUUAAACGGAGAAAACAUGACGAAGUGUGGAUGGUUGAUUUCUAUUCUCCGUGGUGCCAUCCAUGUCAAGUCCUCAUGCCAGAAUGGAAAAGAAUGGCCCGGACAUUAACUGGACUGAUCAAUGUGGGCAGUAUAGACUGCCAACAGUAUCAUUCUUUUUGUGCCCAAGAAAAUGUUCGGAGAUACCCUGAGAUAAGAUUUUUCCCCCCAAAAUCAAAUAACGCCUAUCAGUAUCAUAGUUACAAUGGUUGGAAUAGAGAUGCUUAUUCCCUGAGAAUUUGGGGCCUAGGAUUUUUACCUCAAGCAUCCAUAGAUCUAACACCUCAGACUUUCAAUGAAAAAGUUAUACAAGGGAAAAAUCAUUGGGUGGUUGAUUUCUAUGCUCCUUGGUGUGGACCUUGCCAAAAUUUUGCUCCAGAGUUUGAGCUCUUGGCUAGGAUGAUUAAAGGAAAAGUGAAAGCUGGAAAAGUAGACUGUCAGGCUUAUGCUCAAACCUGCCAGAAAGCUGGUAUCAGAGCCUAUCCAACUGUUAAAUUUUUUUCCUACGAAAGAGCAAAGAAAAAUAUUUGGGGAGAGCAAAUAGAUGCCAGAGAUGCAAAAGAGAUUGCUACCUUAAUAUAUGAAAAAUUGGAAAAUCUCCAAAAUCAUGGAAAAAGAGAUAAGGAUGAACUUUAAGGAUGUUGAAGAUGAAGAAAGAAAAGGAAUUCUAACCAAUGACAUCAGAAGGCAUCUUUUUAGGAUGUUACUACAUUCUUGGUGGGAAUAAAUGAACAUUAUCUUGGACUUGUAAUUGCACUGUCUGAAUUCUAUACAACACUGGUAUAAAUGAAGGGUCUGCAAGCUUUUUCUGUAAAAGGGCAGAUCGUAAAGAUUUUAGGCUUUGUAGACCAUAUACAGUUGUCACAUAUCUGUUUUUGUUUUGUUUACAACCUUUUAAAAAAUGCAAAAACCAUUCUUAGCUCAGGGCCAUACACAAACAGGCCACAAGCCACAUUCAGUUCCUGGCCCAUAGAUUAUGGACCCUUGGAAAUGAUGUUAAGACUGGCUGGUUCAACAUGAGCCUGCUCUGUUAUGUACAUACAUGUCUAAGUUUUACAAAACUGUAUUCCAUUCCUUAAAGUUUUGUGGCUGGCCUGAAAAGAAAUAACUUGGUUUUAGUCACCUGUUCUAAAAAUGGAUGAAAUGGAUUCUGUUUCAUUUAAAAAACACACGUUGUGGCAAACAUACCCUAUUUUCAUGCUGUAUUAUACUGAAGCAAUUCUUCACUUUCUUUCUUUUCUAAGCGUUGAAGAACUGAUUUAAAUUUUUCACAAUUGAGAAAAAUUUUUGUAACAAUGAAUAAACCCAAUAGAUUUCUACAGCAUCUAGAAAUACCUGAGGAAAACCGUAUUUGUAGCUAUUAACUGGCACUGUAGAGUAUCCCAAAUAUAUCAAGUAUUUAGAGUUCUCCAUUUUAAACGUGUUAUUUUCUGAAUUGCUUUCUUAGAAGUUUUACCCUGUGAUAGUAAUUGACUUUUGAAGUAUUGUUUUAAUAUUUAUGGUUUUGCCUUCUGGACUUUGAUACAGAUCCUUUAUUUACAUUUGCCUUCCCCCCAGCCAAUAGUUGUGGUUUUUCACUAGUCUGAUUUUUUUCAUUAUUCGAAUAGGAAAAGUAACUUUGCAGUUUUGUUUCACUAUAGCUCAUAAUGACACUGUGGUUAUUCCAUUUAUUAGUUUGCUUCUGGAUGCUGCUGUUUUCAGAUAAAUACUGGCAUAACUGAAUUUAUUUUUGUAAGAAAGAAAAGUAUAUAAAAUCUAAGGAUGGGACCUUUUCAUUUCACAGUUCAGACUAAAAGAAUCAAAUUUUCCUUGCAUCUUAACAAAACAUGUCAAUAAUGUGCAGUUGUUCAGUUACAAUUCAGAGUGUAUGGAAUGGUAAAAAUUCCAGUUGAUCAAGAGGUCAGCAAAUUAAAAAAAAAAAAAGGUUUUCCCAAAAACUUAUUAGGAUUCUGCUUUAUAAUAUUA
Ailuropoda melanoleuca (giant panda) is the source of this 4592-nucleotide messenger RNA. It is a transcript of the gene DNAJC10, whose product is annotated as DnaJ heat shock protein family (Hsp40) member C10. The transcript has 23 exons. The record is from RefSeq and is a predicted model, not a curated record. Bases 879 to 3263 code for a protein of 794 amino acids. Gene Ontology annotation, biological process: IRE1-mediated unfolded protein response; protein folding in endoplasmic reticulum. Gene Ontology annotation, molecular function: protein-disulfide reductase activity; oxidoreductase activity, acting on a sulfur group of donors, disulfide as acceptor; misfolded protein binding. Gene Ontology annotation, cellular component: endoplasmic reticulum lumen; endoplasmic reticulum. Lineage: Eukaryota; Metazoa; Chordata; Mammalia; Carnivora; Ursidae.